GAUAAAUUGCCGGGCAAUUCAUGCCAAUCCUUGGCAUAUGGCAAAUCCGAUAGCAUCAUCCAUGGCAACUGGUAACAUCGUGACGUGGAUGGGUGGCAACGCUCUCAGAGACAUGGAAGAGAAUUGCCAUAAUUUAGUAAAAGAUUGCUGCAGUUCCGGGAAAAAUGGCAUAACUUUAAACAAAAUGGCACAAAAGUGGACGGACGAGGGCAGCUCCAAAAACAUAAGAAUUGACAUCAGGAGGGACAGGAAUCAGGUCAAGAGUUCAGCAGGAGGCCAUCGUCCAAGUAAAUACAUCAAGAGGUCCAGGGGGGUAAAAGUCGUCCAACAGAGUAAAAUAAUUAUCAUAAAAUCAGGGCAGGUUGACCCCGUUGUCCAAAUUUACCCGGGAGGAGAUCGUCAGGAGAAGGUCCAGUAGAUUUGUCAAAA
This is a messenger RNA of Drosophila bipectinata, 429 nucleotides long. The record is from RefSeq and is a predicted model, not a curated record. Lineage: Eukaryota; Metazoa; Arthropoda; Insecta; Diptera; Drosophilidae.